Molecule: messenger RNA, 3131 nt
Organism: Strigops habroptila (Kakapo)
Lineage: Eukaryota; Metazoa; Chordata; Aves; Psittaciformes; Psittacidae
Gene: TAF1D
Product: TATA-box binding protein associated factor, RNA polymerase I subunit D
Exons: 14
Coding region: 383-1414 (343 amino acids)
Biological process (GO): regulation of DNA-templated transcription
Cellular component (GO): RNA polymerase transcription factor SL1 complex; nucleus; nucleoplasm
Source: RefSeq, a predicted model, not a curated record
UGGUAUCGAGCCGAGCCCGCUCGCCCACCGCCUCGUCUGCGGGGCCGGGCCGGGCGCGGCCUGCCCCGGCGGGGUUACCGUCGGGAGCGAGCGGUGUGGCGGCUUUGGUGGCGGUGUCCCUGCCCUGUGGUAACCGGGCGGGUGCUCACCUACCAAGUACCUGCUGCGGGCAGCCAUGGUGGGCGACGGGGGAAGCGAGCGAUGUGGCCAGCGCCUUUCAACCUGAGGUACUGGGGAGGUAAUCGGUGGCUCUUUUGGGAGAGAAGUUCGUGUGACAUAUGUUGUUUUUCUUUGCUAAGGGAGCUGUGUGCUGUGCCAGAUGUUAACAGAGCUGCAAUAGAGGCGGUGGAUGAUGCUGAGCUGCUGACUGGCAAACUGAAGCAUGACUGAUACAGAUGGAUCCCAGACUUCUGGCUCCAAUUACUCUGAUGCAGAAGAGCUAAUCAGCAGUUGGCAGGAAGAACCUCAUAAGAUACAUGCAUGUGAACCAAACACACAGAUGGAGUGUUCACGUUCAAGGCAAAAGAAUGAUUCUUCUGAGGAAUCUUCAGAUGAGCUUAACAUAUGUAAAUCAUCAGCUGCUUCAGCUGAGAUUUUACUGGACAGCAGUGAUUCAGAAAUUGAUGUCUCUGCUGCUGGUGGCAGCGGGUACCAUCCCAAGGGUUCCACUGCUCCUGCAAAACAAAAAAGGAAAUCCGAGUCUUCAAGGCAACAAGCUGAAGCUGUUACAGGAGUGUCUGGCAAUGAAAGCUCCUCAGAUUCUUCUCUGUCUCCUCAGAGUCCCCCAAAACCGUCAGAAACUUCAAAUUCAAAGAGGCCCAAGUCAAAAUUCAAUUUGAAAGCCAUUUUUGACUACCACUUCAGGGGGAAAAAGUUUAAGGCUGCUGCACGCCGAAAAUACCUGGAUGGCUUAGAGAAGAAGAGGAAGAAGACGAAGUAUGUGAGCACACAGAUGCCUGUGGGGAGGCCACCACUGACUGCCUCACCUCAAGAGCAAAAGAGGCGGCUUCAGGACAGAGGUGUUCAAUUCCCUUUUGUUCAGAAACAUUAUGGGAAGAAACAUAUUCCCCUAAAGAUGGUUCUUGGCUAUGAGCAAGCAGCUCUAAACGGAUAUUUCCGGUACAUUGAAAUGCUUAAAUAUGAAGAACAUCUUAAGAAAGCUUUGAAAGCCCUUCAGGCUAGUGAAGACUUGGAAAGAGAAUGUCUGACAGAACGGAAACACAAAUACUUGGAUGAUGAAGGCCCCAUUUCCCCUAUUCAGGAGACAAAUGACAAUGAUGACAGCUUGACUUCUGAUAAUCAAGAAGACUUCGAUGCCAGAGUAGUGGAGAACAGCUCUUUUAUUCUAAGCAGCAAAAUUCCCAGUAAGAAAAAAGCAAAGCCAGAAAAGAAACGUGCAAAAUUAAGAGAUUGAAGUAGAGGAGGAAUAUGAUGGCUCCUGAGAGCGUUGGGCUUCUGCAGGUUCACCUUGGUAACCGGAAGACUAGCAAGUGAGAUGGAAGUGGUCACUCAACCCAGUCACAUUCAGUUUCAGUUUAUGGUGCUUUUGGAAGAGGAAAUGCCACUUGGUUUUCCUGAUGUAAAAGGCUUUGCAGAUGAGCACAGCAGCUUUUGAGUGCUUCAGUUAUGGCUGUUAGCUGGUUUGUGAUGCACAGCUCUGUUACUUGAGUGGACUUCUGUGGAGCACGUUGGUGAAAGAGGGCAUUCCUGCGAUGUCUGGAACACAGUGGAAAGCUGCUACUUGGGGGGAGUCCACCUGGUAGUCCAGCCUGAAGUAGCAUCUUGGUGUUUUGUGAUUAGAGAAGAUGACAGAAGAAAUGCAGGAUGCCAUUUCAUGGGAAUCUGAAGGCUCUUCUGGGGUUGGUUAGUAUGACAUCUGAGGUUCUCAGUAUUCCUUAAUGGUGGAAGGGCUCUGCUUUUCACUGGUGGGAAGUCUGUGUGACUUUUGGGGGGUUUCAGGGACUUGUUUCUACACUGUGUUACUGUGUUGUAAUGUAGCAUUUACUCUGCUUAGAAUCGAUUUUAACUUUGAUUUGUCCAAAGUCAUUCAUACAAAUGUCUCAGUCAAAAAGGAGGCGAUCAGCUCAACUUCUUACACUGAUAGCUUUGUUUCUACAAGCAAGUUAUGCUUAGCUGGAAAGUUAAAGAGAGGAUUCUGUUUGAGUGCAAUUUUGUAGUUCAUUCCCUUUGUUUGCCUUUCAGGUAACAUUAACUUUUAAUGCUAUGAAGGAGUUACACUAACAAAUGGGGAGGAUGAAGUAUCAUUUACCCUCUUCCUUCUCCCAAAUGUCUCAAAACAAGACAGUAGGAUCUGUAUGAGAUGAUAUUUUCAGUCUGCUUGAUUUUUACCUGUUGCAAUAGGUUACAGUAGCAGGAAUGCUGAGGUCUAUCCCGAUAGGAUCUCUGCUGUAGGUUCGUGUCGUUGGAAAUGCCUCACAGAAUAAACUUGUGGUUUCGCUUUACCCAUUGAACUGCCCCUUAGUUCUGUGGGAUAAAACUGCAAGACAAAUCUUGAUGUAGCAUCCAGGGAGCUGUAAUAACACAUCAUGUUCUCCUUUAGGUACUGACUUGUGCUUUGAUACAAAUAGCAAAGAUGAUUCAAGUGGAAAAGCUUGGUGCUUUAGGAUACAGAAUCAAGUGGCUGUUGCUGCACUGAAGGGAUGAGCUGCAGAAGAUAACCUGCGUGACAGUGUCCGCAUGUGGGAGGCCUGAGAAAGCCCCCCUGAGUGCCACCAAAGUGAGUCUGAAGGUCCUGGAGGUGUUGCUGCAAGUCCACUACAAAGAACCGUGUGGCUGUUCCACGUGGAGAACCUUAUCCAGGGUGUUAUUAAACAGUCUGCCUUCACUCGUACCCUGCAGCAGUGUGCAGUGGUUGGAAACCAGCUCAGAAGCACAGGAGCCUUUCUUCUUACCAUCCUGUCAUGUCUUGCCUGCAUUGGCCUUGUGGGAGAUGUGAAGCUGCCACCUUGGUGUUGCAGAAGACCCAACUAAGCCGAGUAUAGAUCAAGUUGUUAUUUGACUGGAAAAGGCUUUAUCAGCUGCUUUCCCUCUGUUCCCUGUCCUAAACCUCAGGAGAGAAUGUGUAGAAUGUUAAAGCAUUUAAAUAAAACUGCUGAGAGAGCUGCUGCCCA